Messenger RNA from Arachis ipaensis, 2415 nucleotides. Its product is annotated as putative disease resistance protein RGA1. The record is from RefSeq and is a predicted model, not a curated record. Lineage: Eukaryota; Viridiplantae; Streptophyta; Magnoliopsida; Fabales; Fabaceae. Gene Ontology annotation, molecular function: ADP binding.
AUGGCUGAUGUGUCUAGUAUGACAUCAACACUUUUGGGCAAUCUACAAACAAAAUAUUUUCAAGACAUUGCUCUGGUAUUUGGUCUUCAGGAUGAAUUGGAGAAACUUCAAAGAUUAAUGGGAGUCCUCUCUUCCUUUCUCUUUGAUAGCGAGAACAAGCAUGCAGAUUAUAUGUGGUGGAGGGAAGUCAGAAAGGCACUUGAUGAUGCUAGACUCAUUUUUGAGGAAAUAGAGUAUGAAGCAAAACGUAAUGCAGUGGACAAAAUGCAUGGAAGCAUCCACACGAAGAUAUUCCAAUUCUUCUCAUGCUUUAGGAAUCCAUAUGCAUUUCGCAUCAAGAUAGCCAACAGAAUCCAAGAUAUAAUGCAGAAGAUAGAUGAGCUAAUAUCACAAGGAAGAGAGAGGGGAAUAAUUGAACAUGUCAACCCUCCAACUCGGGAGCUCACACCGGCAAAAAGUCUUUAUACAUGGGACCGAUUUAAGCAUGUUGUUGGUAGACUUGAAGAGAAAGAGAAGAUUAUAAAGUUAUUAAUGAGACAACAAUCACAUGCUAAUAACAUUGAUAUGAUAUCGAUUGUUGGGAUUGGAGGUUUGGGAAAGACUACACUUGCUCAAAUGAUUUAUAAUGAUGAUAGAGUGAAGGAGCAAUUUAAUAUGUUAAUGUGGGUGUGUGUGUCUAAUGAUUUUCAUUUAAAGAGGUUGAUACGAAGAAUUAUUGAUGCUGCCUCAAUUUAUCCUGAAGGGGAAACUAUGGAAUAUAUGGUAUCGCUUCUCAAUGAAAUGUUACAUGGUAGGAGAUUCUUACUGGUGCUAGACGAUAUUUGGAAUGAAGACCGCAGCAAAUGGGCUGCAUUGAAAAGUUGCUUAUUGAAGGCAGGUAGUGACGCAAAAUCAGAAGGCAGCAAAAUUAUAGUGACAACUCGUAGCAAGGAUGUUGCUUCUAUUGCUGGGAAUGGUCAUAUAAUCGAGUUACAACCACUUUCUGAGGAUGAAUGUUGGAAAGUGUUUGCAAACUUUGCAUUCAAAGAAGAGAAUGAAGAAGAAAAGUAUCCAUGGCUCAAGCAAAUUGGGAAAGAAAUUGUUGAAAAAUGCAAAGGAUUGCCCCUCGCUGCAAAAGUUUUAGGUUCCUUCCUAUACGAUAUCCGUGAUGAAAUGAUGUGGCAAGAAAUAAAAGAUGCAGAUAUCUGGAAUCUAGAGGAAUAUAGCUUGUUGUCAGCAUUGAAAUUGAGCUAUAAUCACUUGUCACCAAUAUUAAAGCAAUGUUUUUCAUAUUGCUCUUGUUUUCCAAUGGGUUAUGAAUACAGUGUUACUGAUUUGAUUAUGUUUUGGAUGGCACAUGGACUUCUCCAACCCACUCGUGAAGGGCAAGAUGAAGAAGAUAUUGGAACCUUGUAUAUUAUGGAUCUUAUUUCAGCAUCUUUGCUUCAAAUCGAACGUCCUCCUUUUUACGACUUCCUUCCUUUAGACAAUCCAAUGCUGUAUGAGACAUUCAAAAUGCAUGGUGUUUUACAUGAUUUUGCAAAAUUAACAAUGAAAGAGUUAGAUGAGACUAGAACCAUUGUAUUACCAUGGCUACAAGAAGAACGGGGAUGGGAAUGGGAAUGGGAAUGGGCAUCCAAGAAAUUCAACUCUGUAAAGGUGUUGCACUUACAACAUAUGGAAUUGAAGUUUUUGCCUGAUGAUUACUUUGCCAAUAUGAAGCUUUUAAGAUACCUCAAUCUUCGAGAUUGUAUUUUGGAGAAACUCCCAAAUUCUAUUUGCAAGUUGCAAAAUCUACAGUUUUUGAAUCUUCAUCGUUGUUACAAGUUACAAGAGCUUCCCAAAAAUAUGGAAAAUCUCAUCAGCCUUCAAGUUUUGUUUUUGACUGUCAAUGCUAUAAAUUUGUCCUCUCUGAAUAUAGGGCGCUUCCAACAACUUAAGACCUUAUUUCUUUUGGAUUGUGUGAAUCUAUUGUCCCUACCGGCUGCUAUCGGUUGCUUGAGUACUUUAAGGAAGCUAAUGAUUCAUGGGUGUGAUGAGCUGAUGAAUUUUGAGGAUGAAGAUGAAGAAGAAAAGCAACAUGUAGAAGAUCAUUAUUUAAACCUUAAAGUACUUGAGAUUGUUGGAUCACACAAGUUGGAAGCAUUACCUAAUUGGCUUAAAAGAGCUGGCAAAUUAGAAAGUUUGAGGAUAGCGGGUACAAGGAUAAAAUCAUUUCCAGAAUGGUUUCCAAUCUCCUCCUCUCUUGAGAGACUAUAUAUCUAUUCUUGUCCAAAAUUGUCAUCUCUCCCCAUGGCCAUGGAUCGACUUCAUCGUCUGCAACAUUUAGAAAUUGUUGAUUGUCCCAAAUUGUGGGCAAGGUACAACAAGCGUACAGGUCCAGAUGUGAACAAAAUUAAUCAUGUCCCACAUUGCAAGGUUGAUUAUUAUUAUUGA